AUGGUGCUCCUGUCAGGUUUCCGCGGCACGCUGCCUCUGGUGCUUGCAUAUACCUACGUUCAACAUGCUCAGGCCCUAGGCAUCUUCGGUGGCGCCAAGCAGAUGCAACUGGCUGAGAUGGCUGAGAGGGGCUUGUUUCCUGACGGUACCCCUGUCACUGUCGAUCUCCCAGCGGACAUCCAGGUCUCGAGGCUCCACACUGCAGCCAACAACACCACCGAAGUCAUUAAUCCAGAGUUUGUCACGCUGCCCCUGGACCACUUUGGCCCUGACGCCGGCACCUUUGAAAACCGCUUCUGGGUGGCCGAAUCGGGCUACAGGGGCGCCGGCCACCCGGUCUUCAUCUACGACGCGGGCGAGGCCAACGCUGAGCCGAACGCCCUCUUCCGGCUGCAGAAUGAGACUUCCUUCUUCAAGCAGAUCGUCGACUCCUUCGGGGGCAUCGGCAUCGUCUGGGAGCACCGCUACUACGGCGAGUCCACUCCGGUCAACAUCAGCCUGGACACGGCCCCGGAAGACUUCGUCUACCUGACGACCGAGCAGGCGCUGGCCGACAUCCCCGCCUUCGCCGCCAACUUCACGCGCGCCAACUUCCCGGACGUCGACUUCGGGCCCUCGUCCACGCCGUGGAUCUUCAUCGGCGGCUCGUACCCCGGCAUGCGCGCCGCCUUCCUGCGCGACCGCUACCCGGACACCAUCUUCGCCUCGUUCGCGUCGUCGGCCCCGGUGCAGGCGCAAAACGACAUGUCCGUCUACUUCGAGCCCGUGUACCGCGGCCUCAACCGCUACGGCUUCGGCAACUGCUCCAAGGACAUCCACGCCGCCAUCGAGUACAUGGACGACCUGAUGGAAGACCCCGCCGCCGCCGCCGCGCUCAAGACGCGCUUCCUCGGCCGCAACGCCGACAAGAACUCCAACGCCGGCUUCGGCGACGCCCUCAACACCAUCAUCUGGUACUGGCAGUCCUACGGCGUCGAAGGCAACCUGCGCCCCUUUUGCGACUACAUCGAAACGGACCACUCCACCAACGCCACCAACGCCACCGCCAUCUACAACGGCACCAUCGCCGGCGCCGAUGGCUGGGCGCCGUCCCGCGGCCCCGAAUACGUCGUCGAGCAAUGGGCGUCCUACCCGGCCUUCGCCGCCGUCGCCAGCUACUUCCUCGACACCGACUGCGAAGGGCCCACCACACCCUCCAACACCACCACCACCACCGCUCCCGAAUGCGACCUCGAAAAGCGCUUCGCCGACCCGGCCACCAUCAGCUGGACGUGGCAAUACUGCACCGAAUGGGGGUUCCUGCAAUCCGCCAACCUGGGCCCCGACCAAAUCGUCUCCCGCUGGAACAGCCUGCAGCACCAAUCCGACAUCUGCCGGCGGCAGUUCCCGACCGCGAACGCCUCGCUCAUCCCGCAAUGGCCGCGCGCCGACGCGACCAACGCCGCGCUCGGCGGCUGGGCCAUCCGGCCCUCCAACGUGUACUGGUCCGGCGGCGAGUUCGACCCGUGGCGCACGCUGAGCCCGCUGUCGGCCGAGCCGUGGGCGCCCGCCGUGCGGUUGACGCAGACGCCGCCGGCGUGCGGGGAGAAGCCGGCGGAGGAUGAGAUUUUUGGGUACGUCAUGCCCGACGCGCAGCACUGUUACGAUUUCCGCACGACGUUUGCGGGGGGCGCGGCGAGCAGGGAGAUUUUUACGGGUGCGUUGGCGGGGUGGUUGAAGUGUUUUUGA
This is a messenger RNA of Diplodia corticola, 1728 nucleotides long. RefSeq names its product serine family s28. Lineage: Eukaryota; Fungi; Ascomycota; Dothideomycetes; Botryosphaeriales; Botryosphaeriaceae. The record is from RefSeq and is a predicted model, not a curated record. Bases 1 to 1728 code for a protein of 575 amino acids. Gene Ontology annotation, molecular function: serine-type exopeptidase activity; dipeptidyl-peptidase activity. Gene Ontology annotation, biological process: proteolysis. The transcript has 2 exons.